UCCCACAAUGAACUGGAGGGUCAACUCCCUGCAUGCCUUGGCAAUUUGAUGUCUCUACGUACACUUGAUCUUCAACAAAAUCGUUUUGAAGGAACCUUUCCAUCCUUACUCUUCCAUUCUUCGAGGUCCCUAACAGCAAUUACUCUUUCUGACGACAAUUUCAGUGGGUCAUUUUCAUUGUCUUUGCUUGCCAACCACUCCAGCCUCAAAAUAUUUAGAGUCAUAUGCUUUAAUACCAACCUCAGGCUUGAAAUUGAGAAUCCCCCAUUUAUCCCUUCCUUCCAGUUGAGAUCUUUCGUAAUCCGCAACUGCACUCUGAAUGAAGCCAGCAAUAAAACAAUGCCUACUUUUCUUCUUUAUCAAUAUGACUUGCUAUUUCUAGAACUUAGUCACUUGAACAUUUCAGGAACUUUCCCUUCAUGGCUUUUAACAAACAACACGGGAUUAAAUGAUUUAAAUCUGACGCACAACUUGUUCACCGGUCCCUUUCAACUUAAUUCCUCCUCAAAAUUGCUUCACAUGGAGUCAUUUGAUAUUUCCUCUAACCCUAUUAGAGAUGAAAUACCUUCUCAUAUUGGCUUCAUUUUUCCCAACUUGAUCUCUCUUGACAUGUCUUCAACUUUGUUGCGAGGUAGAUUUCCAGCUUCAAUAGGUGAAAUGAGACAAUUGAAUGAUCUUGACUUGUCAAAUAAUAAUUUAUCUGGUUAUUUGCCCCAAAAAUUUGGUGAGGGUAACAAUGAGUUGAGAUUUUUGAAGUUGUCAAACAACAACCUGAGUGGCCCGUGUUUGCCCAUAGGAUCAAAUUUCACAUAUUUGUUGUUUUUGGAUCUCAACAACAAUAACUUCGGACGAAAGCUAGAAGGUGGGGUCAUGAAUAGUACUGAAUUAAGAAUGUUGGAUAUAAGUGCCAACCAAUUAUUUGGUCAAAUGCCUAGCUGGAUCAGAAAUUUUCAACAUUUGAGCUACCUCAUAUUGUCAAAGAAUUCUUUAACAGGUCCACUACCAAAAAGCUUUUGCAACUUGACUGAACUUACAUAUCUAGACCUUUCUUACAAUAAAUUCAAUGGCUCUUUGCCAAGUUGUCCAAAUACGCCAUUGUUGAAGUAUUUGCAUUUGCAGGGCAACCAUUUCAUGGGACCUCUGCCUUUGGCUAAUUCUCCCUCACUGUUGAUUUUGGAUUUGACAAAUAACAAUUUUUUGAUGCACCAAGGGAAACUGAAAUAUGACAUUUUAUUGUGUCAUGGGCUACGAGAUUGUCAAUAUUUUACAACAAAAAGCAGGUAUGAAUCUUACAAAGGAAGCAUUUUAGAUUUCAUGUCUGGGUUGGAUAUCUCGAGUAAUCAAUUGAUAGGUGAGAUUCCCGCACAAAUUGGAUACUUAGGCACUAUCCAUGCAUUGAAUUUGUCAAACAAUCAAUUGAAAGGGCGUAUUCCGGAUACGUUUUCAAACCUCAAGCAGAUAGAAAGCCUUGAUCUUUCACACAACAAAUUAUCAGGCUACAUUCCUGCACAACUAACUCAGUUGUACUCCUUGUCUUUCUUCUCAGUGGCUCAUAAUAAUCUAUCUGGAACAACACCUGACAUGAAAAAUCAAUUUUCAACUUUUGAUUCUGCUAGUUAUGAAGGAAACCCUUUUCUAUGCGGUCCCCCUUUGCAGCAAAAUUGCUCAAUAGCACGGAGAAACAGGCAACCUCAUCAUUUGGCAUCUGAUGAUUUUCGAGAUGCUUUCUUAUGGAGUUUUGCCGGAGCAUUUGCAGUAUUUUUUAUAGGUGUCAUUACAGUUCUUUAUUUGAACCCUUACAUUUGCAAUUACAAACUACUCGUAUUAGAGAGAGAUAUAACAAGUUAUAUGUAUGAGUGGUGGCAAAAAAGAAAACAGUUUUAAUUAUAGUUCAUGAGAUUUUGAUUAUGUAACAGAUGGCUUGGUGAUCUUUUCGAGAAUUACAAUAACCAAAAGACUGCUGGUUUCGAGUCUUCUCAGGAUCAGAAAGGAAACUUAAUUGGAAUAUUCGAAUCAUUACUUCUCA
Molecule: messenger RNA, 2026 nt
Organism: Neltuma alba
Lineage: Eukaryota; Viridiplantae; Streptophyta; Magnoliopsida; Fabales; Fabaceae
Product: receptor-like protein 56
Exons: 3
Coding region: 49-1884 (611 amino acids)
Molecular function (GO): protein binding
Source: RefSeq, a predicted model, not a curated record